GGCUCUUCCUCCCCCAGCCCUGCGGCCUCAGGGAAGUGGGGAGGGGUCUGCGGGGCACGGCUAACGGGGACCAGCACCACCUCUGUCCCAGGGCGUGACCGCAGGCCGGGGCCCGCCUCUCUGUGGGCCUCUGUUUCCCCACCUGUACACUCGGGAAGGGACGGUGUCCUCCUCCCAGGCCGUGAGGGAGCUGGAAGAAGAGAAGGAGCUGGGCGCUCUGCUCCGGGCGCGUGAGCUCUGGUUACGCCCAUUGCACAGAGGGCGGAAACUGAGGCUGGGAGCCACGGGCAAGGCCCGUCCCCUCCUCUCCUGACUGCUCUGAUGUGGCGAGACAGGAGGCCCGGCACCCUCACACCCCCACAGCCCCACGCCUCCGAGUGCUCCUCUCUGAACAAAGUGGCGGCAACGGCGCGUCUGCACGGGCCGGCCUCGGCCUCCCACGGCAUUCCUGGGCCAAGAUGCUGGAGAGCAGGCGGGGGGCUGGAUGCGAGUCCGUGCGUGCGGGCGCCCUGGGGUGUCUGCUGGGGAGGAGGGCACCGUGCGAGCAGCGGGCGGGAGGGGCCCGUCCACCCUCCCUCCCUCAAUGCCUCCCAGGCCCACCCAGCUGGCGGCCUCACCUGAGCGUGUGCCCGGGUCUGGGCUCAGGCUGGACCGGGAGCCGGGGCUACCAGGCGAGGGUGGGCACCCCAGGUGGGUCCCCCAGCUCCCGAGUACACAUUGCAUUAGGCCUGCACAUGCUGGCCCCUCCCUCGUGCCCAUUUUUCCCCAGGAGGAAACCGGGGCCCAGCGGCCACGGAGGUGGUGGUGGGGGGUGUCUCCUGCUGCCCGCGCUCACAACACCCUCCGCCAGGCCGGGCUCUGCACUCGGCACGCCUGGGUGCGCUGGGCGGCACGCGCUGGGCGGGCGGCAGAGGAAGGAACAUUCCUCCCCGUGUGCCGACGGGCCCAGGCGGGCGCCGGCAGCUCCUGGCCCCUCCCCGUCGGGCCCCCCCGCUUCCGUAGAGCGAUCCUGGCAGGGGUGGAGGAGCCAGGCUGGCAUAGCUGGAGCUUCGACGUGGCCUCGAGCGAGGCCUGUCUGCGAGCCCAAGCCGUGGCCGCUGACCCUUGUGCGGAGCCGUGAGCCCGUGCCGUUUCCCGGCCCAGCCCCGUAGACUUGUCAGAGUCUCCGGAAAACCCUGGGGGCUGCUUUGGCUCAGGGAAGGCGACCGCCUCGGUGGGCUGGCCACGCGGCCGGCGGUGCGAGGGGCCCGUCCCGAGGGUGCAGCCGGGGGGACCUCGGGGCUGUGGCCACACCCCUGCCCCGCCGGACCUUGUACCCAGCCUGGCCCAGUUAACCAGGCCAGCUGUAUGGUAAUGGGCCGUGCGGCCACUCCCGCUUAACGCGGCCCGGGACAAAGCUGGCGGACAAUGCCGGUGACUCACCCUCCCUGCGGGCCCUUUGUCCGCCAGUGCCUGGCAGCCGCCCAGCGGAGGCCUUUGUCCCCGACUGAUUGAGAUUUGGCUUCCCGAAGCCGACCCCCUCCGCCUGUGCCCUGCCCCUCCCGCAGGCCGGGCACUCUGUCAAUAAGGGUGUGUGCCCGCCAGGUGCUCAGGGCGGGCCGC
Molecule: messenger RNA, 1602 nt
Organism: Dama dama (fallow deer)
Lineage: Eukaryota; Metazoa; Chordata; Mammalia; Artiodactyla; Cervidae
Exons: 2
Coding region: 485-1120 (211 amino acids)
Source: RefSeq, a predicted model, not a curated record